UGGAUAUGGAGGAAAAUAAUUUAAAUGAAAGAUCCCUGGAUACGAAGGAGGAAAUUCUGUUGAUGGACAAAGAUAAUGAAACCAGUAAAGUUGAGGUAGAAUAUGAUCUGACCACGCCCGAAACAUUACUAUACAAAGUCACGGAUACACCGCCUGUCUACAUGUCCAUCUUCUUUGCACUCCAGCAAGCACUCCUGUCCUUGUCUGGAUCGUUGGCGAUCUCAACCUUUGUAGCCGAUGUCGCGUGUGCCUCCGACUUCCCAGACAUCAAAACAGACCUCCUCAGCUCCACAAUGUUCAUGAAUGGCGUCACGACACUCCUACAGGUUACACUUGGUAUAAGAUUACCACUGUUCCAGGGGGCUACACCUGUGUACGUUAUUCCUCUGUUAGCCCUACAGCGUCUUAAUUCCAACUUCUGUACUGUGCCGGGGAGUAGUAUCAGUGUUACAAAUGAAACUAUGUACAACUUUGAAGCAUUAAAUAUGACAUCGCAUUUUGACAUGGAGAGCAAACGAAGAUUCGCGUUCUACAGGUUGCGAGAGUUUCAGGGGUCCCUGAUCCUCGUCGGUCUUGUCCACUGUUUUGUUGGUCUCACAGGAACCGUGGGGUUCCUCAUGAGGUUUAUUGGACCUGUCACCAUUGUACCUACCAUCCUUGUGGGCGGAAUAUUCAUAUCAAGAUCGUCUAGUAAAUUCGCCAAGGCACACUGGGGGAUAUCGGCUGUGACAGCAAUUACGUCGAUUAUCCUUUCCCUGUAUUUGAGUAAGCUGAACAUGCCAUGUCCAGCUUGGUCGAAGAAGAAGGGUUUCCACAUCUACUGGUAUCCCUUACACCGAGUGUUUGCGAUCCUUAUCGGUAUGCUGGUUGGUUGGACGAUGGCAGCAAUUAUGACGCAUGCUGGAGCACUGACUGAUAAUCCGAAGGACCCCCAAUAUCUAGCCAGGACGGACGCCAGGGCGGGAAUAAUAAAAAAUGCCACGUGGUUCCGCGUGCCUUAUCCAAAUCAAUUUGGAACUCCUUACGUCAAUGUUGGUUUCUUCGUUGCCUUCCUGAUCGGCACUAUAGUAUCAAUCUUAGAUUCCAUCGGCGACUACAACGCAUGCGCACGAACAUGUAACGUACCCCCACCGGCUGCACAUGGUAUAAAUCGGGGGAUCGCUGUGGAAGGGAUUUGCAGUGCUAUCUCGGGCGCCAUUGGAUGUGGACACGCUACAAGUACAAUCGGGGCAAACAUCGGGGCUGUCGGAGUGACCAGGGUAGCCAGCCGAAACGUGUUUGUGUGGGUGGGUGUGAUCUACAUGAUAUUUGGCGUGGUUGGCAAGGUCUCUGCCGUCUUCAUCACAAUGCCCUACCCAGUCCUAGGGGGCGCCAUGAUCAUCAUGUACGGCAUGUUUAACGGUAUCAUACUCUCUAACCUUCACGCUGUCUCGUUAUCGUCCACACGAAACGUGGCCAUCAUCGGCAUAGCCAUUCUAGUCGGUCUCAUGAUCCCCUACUGGCUGGAGAAGAACCCCGGAGACAUAGACACAGGUGAUGCCUAUCGUGAUAGCAUAAUAAAGAACCUCAUGGCCAACCCUAACUUGUGUUGCGGAAUCUUGGCCUGUUUUCUGGAUAACACGGUGCCAGGCACUAUAGAAGAAAGAGGAAUAGCUGGGUGGCUGAAGCCGGAUAGAGCUAAAACAUUCCAGUACAGUGAGGGAGUGGAGGUUUAUCAACCUCUCCUUCCAAGAAAGUGGCUGUCGCAUAAAAUAAUGAGAUACAUACCUUUCUGUCCAUUUCAACCUCGCACAUCAGACAAUAGUUAUCCAAUAGUAGAUACACAGUCUGUACAUGAAAAGGAGUAACCGAACUGUCACUAUAUUCAAUUAUCAUUGAUAGCUACAAAUACGGCUCACGUGAAAUUAAGAAAAAUAAAUCAUAGAAAACUUAGUAUACAUUUAAUUUCAAGUUGAAUUGCCUCCCUAAAUCUACCUUCAAAUAAUAACUCUCAUAUACACUUUUUCUGAUUAUUGUUAAUGUAUAUACUUCAAAGAAAUUUCUAAUUAUUACAUAGUUUAUAAAUCAUUGCAUAUAUACAUGUAAAACAUUACAACCAACUAGUAGGUAAAAUGUGUAUCCAACUGCUUUGAUUACAACAAACUUUUAUUUCACGACUCCGGUGAGCUUUGUAUCCAACUUUUUGUUGUGUAUGCAAUUUGUGCCGUUGAGGGCACAGGGGCUUGGCACGAUUUUCCAAAUUAUAGUCUAUAUAUAUAUGUAUAUAGUA
This is a messenger RNA of Pecten maximus, 2269 nucleotides long. RefSeq names its product solute carrier family 23 member 1-like. Bases 6 to 1847 code for a protein of 613 amino acids. Gene Ontology annotation, biological process: transmembrane transport. Gene Ontology annotation, molecular function: transmembrane transporter activity. The record is from RefSeq and is a predicted model, not a curated record. The transcript has 11 exons. Lineage: Eukaryota; Metazoa; Mollusca; Bivalvia; Pectinida; Pectinidae. Gene Ontology annotation, cellular component: membrane.